UACUCAUUUGCAAGCCGGCAGGAUAGUUGUUACGCCAAUUAACUAUCUAUUGAAGCAAGAGUUGACGAAGACUUAAGCUUUAUCAACGACUUCAACUAUAACCUUUUGGAACCUAUAGUAUUUUCGGUGCUUGAUCUAAAUGAUGUCUGCCAGAAAACAGUUUGAACAUCUCAAGAUACAACUGGAAGCUAUACGUUCAGCAACCAACAACUUUGCCCAUGACCAUUUGAUUGGGAUAGGAGGACACGGGAAAGUGUACAGGGGAGAACUCAUCCAUUCGAAGGGACAUACCACAGUUGCUAUAAAACGUUUAGAUCGUCCAUUUGGGGAAGGAGACGUUGAGUUCUGGAAGGAGAUCAUGACGCUCUCACGUUACAGCCAUGAAAAUAUUGUCUCACUCUUAGGGUACUGUGAAGAUGGCGGCGAGAAGAUCCUGGUAUACGAGUAUUCAUCUAAGAGAAGUGUCGAAUCGCAACUCAGCAGCAAAAACCUGACGUGGACUCAACGCCUUAAAAUUGCAAUUGGUGCGGCUCGUGGACUUUCAUACCUACACCAAGGUAGAAUAUUGCAUAGAGAUAUCAAAAGUUCUAACAUCUUAUUAGAUGACUCUUGGACUGCCAAGAUCAAAGAUUUAGGUCUAUCUAAAAUUGGUCAUGAUAGCAAACCACACAAGUUAGUUGUUCCUCACGUUAUAGGCUCACUUGGGUAUAUUGAUCCGCAAUAUUUUGAAACGGGGAUACUGACAAAAGAGUCAGAUGUUUACUCGUUCGGUGUGGUGUUGUUUGAAGUUUUGUGUGGAAAGUUGGCUAUUGGGAAAAAUUAUAAGCAUCAACCUUUUCCUCAAUGGGUAGGAGAGUGUUACACAAAGAACAACCUAGAUGAAAUUAUUUAUAAAGAUAUAAAGGUUGAAAUGAAUCCUCGCUCCUUGGAAGAGUUUACAAGAAUUGCAUAUCAAUGUUUGAGGGACUUUAAGCAACGUCCAACAAUGAAAGAAGUAUUGGCAAAACUUGAAAGUGCACUCGAAUAUCAAAUCAUAGAAACAACGUCUUUUCCAGAAGAGUUUGAAGACCUCAAAAUACAGCUGGAGGCUAUACUAUUAGCAACCAACCACUUUUCUAAUGAGAAUUGCAUCGGGGAGGGAGGCUUUGGUAAAGUGUAUAAGGGAAAACUUGUCCAUUCUAAGGGACAAAUCACGGUUGCUUUAAAACGUUUGGAUUAUACAUUUCAGCAAAGAAACCUUGAGUUUUGGAAGGAGAUGAUUAUGCUUUCACUUUACAGACAUGAAAAUAUUGUGCCUCUCUUAGGGUUUUGCGAUGAUCGUGGGGAGAAGAUAAUAGUGUACGAGUACGUAUCUAGGAGCGGGCUCGACGUGUAUCUUGACAGCAAUGAUCUAUCAUGGGUUACACGCCUUAAGAUAUGCAUUGGGGCAGCUCGCGGGCUAUCAUACCUUCAUAGUGAUGUUGGGACCAACCGAACAAUAUUGCAUCGAGAUAUUAAAAGUUCCAAUAUUGUGUUAGAUGAAUCCUGGAACGCAAAGAUAGCAGAUGUGGGGUUGUCCAAAUUUGGCCGUUCUAACCGGCAAUACAAAUAUCUGGUAGACAAUGUUGUAGGCACAGUUGGUUAUUGUGAUCCUGUAUAUUUUGAGACAGGGUCACUAACAAAGGAGUCAGAUAUUUACUCCUUUGGUGUGGUGUUGUUUGAAGUUUUAUGCGGGAGGUUGUGUCUUGUCAAAAAUGAUAAGCAUCAGUCUUUUACUGUAUUAGUACGCAAAUGUUACAAACAAAACAACCUGAAUGAAAUUAUUUAUGGUGAAAUAAAAGAUGAAAUACAUCCUAGUUCUUUGGAGGUGUUUGCUAGAGUAGGUUAUCAAUGCCUAAAGAGAAGCCGUGAUGAACGUCCAAUAAUGAAGGAGGUUGUGAAAAUACUUGAAACUGCACUACAAUUUCAAGUUCCACCUCUACCUCCACCUAAACAUAUACCUACAUAUUCACCAUUAAGUUCAAAUAACAGUACUAAUGUGUCACAGCUGACUGAUAAAAGAUCCUUAAAGACCCUACAUUGGGAGAAAACCCGUGCAACAGUAGGAAGUAUAUGGGAUUUGCCUCAUAAACAGGGAAAUCUGUCAAGGGUUCCUGAAAUUGAUAAAAAAGAGCUUGAGAGCCUGUUUUGGGAAGCUUAGCAUAGGCUGGUUCUGAAUAGCUCAAACCGUAAAAGGGUCUUUCUGUUAGUUGACUCAACCUGUGUACCAUAAAUAAUAUACUUCAGUUCUAUACUCUUUUAUGUAACUUGUAUACCUUUUAACCAUAAUACUUCUACUUUAUAUGACAAAA
This is a messenger RNA of Lactuca sativa (garden lettuce), 2330 nucleotides long. Its product is annotated as putative serine/threonine-protein kinase PBL6. The record is from RefSeq and is a predicted model, not a curated record. Lineage: Eukaryota; Viridiplantae; Streptophyta; Magnoliopsida; Asterales; Asteraceae. Gene Ontology annotation, molecular function: transmembrane receptor protein tyrosine kinase activity; ATP binding. Gene Ontology annotation, cellular component: plasmodesma; plasma membrane. Gene Ontology annotation, biological process: protein autophosphorylation.